This is a messenger RNA of Ogataea haglerorum, 1491 nucleotides long. RefSeq lists its product as uncharacterized. NCBI's taxonomy places the organism in Eukaryota, Fungi, Ascomycota, Pichiomycetes, Pichiales, Pichiaceae. The coding region runs from base 1 to 1491 and encodes 496 amino acids. The transcript has 2 exons. Gene Ontology annotation, molecular function: transmembrane transporter activity. The record is from RefSeq and is a predicted model, not a curated record. Gene Ontology annotation, cellular component: membrane. Gene Ontology annotation, biological process: transmembrane transport.
AUGUCUACUUUGAGCCCUAUCCACUCUCGGCUUUCUGCUAUCAAGUCGCACCAGUCGCAGGUGAGGAUCAUCAAUGCGACCCAGGCUGCUGGCGACGAGGACCUGUUGAAGGAAAUCGGAUACAAGCAGGAACUGAACCGGAAAUUCAAGACGUAUCAGAUCUUUGGUAUUGCAUAUAGUGUUAUGGGCAUUUUGCCCGGUGUGGCUUCUGUUUCUUCCCUUGGGCUUGCUGGCGGUCCAGCAGCCUUUGUUUGGGGGUGGUUUAUCACCUCGAUCAUGAUCUUGACUAUUGCUGCUGCAAUGAGCGAAAACGGUAACUACGGUCUCGCCGAGGAGAUCUUGGCUAUUGUGGUGAUCCAAAAAGACGGCAACUUCGACGUGACAGAGGGCAGGACGUACGCUGUUUUUGCAGCAGGCGUGAUCGUGGCUGCGAUCGGAACCUGCGUGAGCAGUCGUAACGUGGCCACCCUGCAAACUGUGUCUGGGGUCGCCAACACGCUGGUGAUGUUCAUCUUUUUGGUGGCUCUGCCGAUCGGAGCGUCGAACUCGGACUUUGGUCGGAGGGACGCCAAGUUCAUUUUCGGCAAGGUCAAGAGCUACUCGGACUGGAGCACGGGCUGGCAGUUCUGUCUUGCGUGGAUGGCAGCCAUCUGGUCGAUCGGCGCGUUUGACUCUCCGGUGCACAUGUCGGAGGAGGCGCAGAACGCAACUUACGGGGUUCCUCUUGGCAUUAUCAGCGCAGUCGCUGUCUGUGCAUUUGGCGGCUGGGCGUGCGUGCUGUGUCUGGUGGCCUGCAUGAAGCCAGACGUUGCUGCCGUGCUCGACACCGAAACCGGCUUCCCUUUCGCUCAGAUCUGCUACGACGCCCUGGGCAAAAAAUGGGCCGUUGCCAUCAUGUCGCUCACUGCGGUGUGCCAGUGGCUGUGUGCGGCGUCGAUUCUGACCGCGCUUUCGAGACAGAUCUGGGCGUUUGCCAGAGACAACGGACUGCCUUUUUCGAGCAUAGUCAAGGUGGUCAAUAAACGGCUCAGGGUGCCUAUCAGGGCUGUCAUAUUUGCUACCGUGGUGGCGUUGCUGAUCGGCUGUCUGUGUCUCGCUGGCCCUACGGCCGCCAACGCCCUGUUCUCGCUCGGAGUGUCCGGAAACUACGUCUCCUGGAGCACUCCGACCCUGCUCAGACUCACGUCUGGCCGUUCUGUGUUCCGUCCCGGAGCAUUCUACCUCGGCAAGGUGCUGUCGCCGAUCGUGGGCUGGAUUUCGUGCGUGUGGACGGCCUUUGUGCUGGUGCUGUGCAUGUUCCCGUCGAACAAAAAGGUGGAAAAGGACACCAUGAACUACAACGUGGUGAUCAGCUGCGGCGUGUGGAUCCUGUCCUUCGUCUACUUCUUCGUCUACAAGUACAAACACUUCCACGGCCCACGGUCGAACCUCGACGACGACGACGAGCAGCCGCUAAGCGUGGACGUGGUGAUGGAGGAAAAAAAGGCGUAG